Molecule: messenger RNA, 17586 nt
Organism: Coregonus sp. 'balchen'
Lineage: Eukaryota; Metazoa; Chordata; Actinopteri; Salmoniformes; Salmonidae
Source: the annotation of a GenBank genome assembly
AUGGUGGGUAGCAAACAUAUCUGUCUUCCAGUAAAAUGAUAUGAUUUCCUCGGUCGAAGUCCACUUUCAAGACUGUAUCAUGCUUCUACUGUGUGUAUGACCAACAAUAGUACCGUGAACACUACAGAAGCAGGUGAGAGCUACACAGGUAAGUCACUUUUUUCUGUUUAGGAGGUAAAUUCUGGGUAUUUUCACAUAUUUAAUAGUUAUAGAUGCUGUAUAUUAUGAGAUACUAAUAUACUGUAGACAAUAAGGUCAAACCUCGAACCAAAAGUUGUAUCUACUCAAUGUUAAUAAUUCAUUGUCUUAUAAAUAACUGUCACAAACUUACAGGAUAUACAUUGUUUAAUGACUAUUUCUUACAUUUGAGACAUUGAGUCAAAAUGACUGAAAACUAUGACAUUAAAACCCACCUCAAUCAAAACAAAGCAAGUGCACCUACAGUGUCACGCCCUGACUCAAGGGACGUUUAUUUGUUGAAUUCCGUGUUGUGUUUGUUCAUUGUUAUAGAAUCUAUGAUGUGUAGAUCUAUGUUGGCCGGGGUGGUUCCCAAUCAGAGGCAGCUGUAGCUCGUUGUCUCUGAUUGGGGACCAUACUUAGGCAGCCUUUUGGCAUGAGUUUGUUGUGGGAUCUUGUUCCGUGUAAGGUAUGUUGUUUGUAUGCUACCUUGGACUUCACAUUUCGUUUGUUGUUUAGUCGUUAAUAAAUAUGAAUGCAUAUCACGCUGCGCCUUGGUCAUUCUCGUUUGUAAACGAUCGUGACAUACAGUUACAGUAUUAUACCUGAAAAUGUUUUGAAUCUAAGAGUUCUGUGAAAUGAUUGAUCACAUUGCAUGAGGUUGAUGUUGGUUCAAUACAUUUAUUUUGAGUUACAAGGAAACAAUUGGAAAAUUCCAGUAACAUAUAAUCACCCUAAGGAAGUCUUUGGAACUGACCCUUGAUCCUAUAAACACUGGCAGACAUCUUGACUGCAUGGCUCCAUUGUUAUUGUUCUUGUGAAAUAGUACAUCUCUAUCUCAAUCUCUCUCGCUCUCUCUCUCUUUCUCUCUGUCCUUAUCCUUUCUCAAUGUCUCCAUUACUACCCUGUUUAUCUCCCUCCCUCCCUCCCUCCCUCCAUCCUCUUCAUAGACCAUAAUGCAGCAGCCUAACGACAACAGCCGGUCUCCUAAGGUGAAGGAGAAGGACCCUCACCAGAGGUUGGAGGACAGAGGCUCAGAACCCUGCAACAAGCCCAACCUCAGUCACAAGCAGGUGAGUGUCUAUGGUUGUCUUAUAUGACACAAUGACACCAUAUGUCUACGGCUGUCUCACGACACCCUAUUCCCUAUAUAGUGCACUACUUUUGACUAGAGCCCACCCCUUUCCAUUUAGUGCACUACUUGUGACCAGAGCUACAUUGUGACAAGACCCGCUUUGCAGUGAACACUAGCAUUUGACAGUUUAAUAAGCCUACUCGUGUGUGGAUGCAUUCUGUGUUUUAUAACCCUGUCUUUAUUCCCACUUAUGGUGAUACAGGACAAGCGCCUGGAGACUGUGGAGGCUACCCACUCAGAACCCUGGAAUAAACCACAUCUCAGCAACAGCAAGGUGAGUUCGGUUCCAACCAUUAAACCACUAGCCACUCCAUCUUUAGGCCAGGGACUUUGUCCCAAGACUGUUGAAUCACCUUUUAACUUUCUACAUACAGUAUAGGUUUUGAAUCUAGGAUGCUGGGCAAUCCUAUAGCAAAUCAGGGCACAUCAUAUUAAUUAGAUUAUGACUGGGCUGGGCACCACCAUAAAUGUACAUUUUGCUACAGUCCACUAUUUUGGAUCCAUCUGUAAUUUGUGUCCUGUAUGUACCACUUCUACAGGGGAGGGACUUUGAGAAAUGGAAUGCCGGCCAUUCAGAACCCUGGAACAGGCCUCAUUUCAACAACAGCAAAGUGGGUUCUAUGGAGAAAAAAUAUUUCAGUGAGAGGAUGAUAUUGUAGGUGGUGUGUUAUAUUAACCUACCUGGGGUGGUGUGUUAUAUUAACCUACCUGGGUUGUGUGUUAUAUUAACCUACCUGGGGUGGUAUGUUAUAUUAACCUACCUGGGGUGGUGUGUUAUAUUAACCUACCUGGGGUGGUGUGUUAUAUUAACCUACCUGGGUUGUGUGUGUUAUAUCAACCUACCUGGGUUGUGUGUGUUUUGCUCACAGCCUGGCCUAGCACAGAUGCAAACAUUCCAGGAGUGUCUACAGCUCAUCACAGAGCUAGCCGAGGACGUGAAGAACAUCAGUAAAGUACAGUGGCUUGAUACACUACUAUUAUACACUACAGCGGCAAGCGAAAGUAUUCACCCUCCUUGGCAUUUUUCCUAUUUCGUUGCCUUUCAACCUCGAAUUAAAAUGGAUUUUGGGGGGGUUUUGAAGAUGCAAAAUAAUUUGUUUUGUGAAACAAACAAGAAAUAAUACAAAAAAACUGAAAACUUGAGCGUGCAUAACUAUUCACCCCCAAAAGUCAAUACUUUGUAGAGCCACCUUUUGCAGCAAUUACAGCUGCAAGUCUCUUGGAGUAUGUCUCUAUAAGCUUGGCACAUCUAGCCACUGGGAUUUUUGCCCAUUCUUCAAGGCAAAACUGCUCCAGCUCCUUCAAGUUGGAUGGGUUCCACUGGUGUACAGCAAUCUUUAAGUCAUACCACAGAUUCUCAAUUGGAUUGAGGUCUGGGCUCUGACUAGGCAAUUCCAAGACAUUUAAUUGUUUCCCCUUCAACCACUCAAGUGUUGCUUUAGCAGUAUGCUUAGGGUCAUUGUCCUGCUGGAAGGUGAACCUCCGUCCCAGUCUCAAAUCUCUGGAAGACUGAAACAGGUUUCCCUCAAGAAUUUCCCUGUAUUUAACGCCAUCCAUCAUUCCUUCAAUUCUGACCAAUUUCCCAGUCCCUGCCGAUGAAAACCAUCCCCACAGCAUGAUGCUGCCACCACCAUGCUUCACUGUGGGGAUGGCGUUCUCGUGGUGAUGAGAGGUGUUGGGUUGUAACACAGACAUAGUGUUUUCCUUGAUGGCCAAAAAGCAAAAUUUUUGUCUCAUCUGACCAGAGUACCUUCUUCCAUAUGCUUGGGGAGCCUCUCAACUUUUUUAUAAUGUUUUUAAUGGUGCUCCGUGGGAUGUUCAAAGUUUCUAAUAUCUUUUUAUAACCCAAACCUGAUCUGUACUUCUCCACAAGUUUGUCCCUGACCUGUUUGAAGAGCUCCUUGGUAUUCAUGGUGCCGCUUGCUUGGUGGUGCCCUUUGCUUAGUGGUGUUGCAGACUCUGGGGCCUUUCAGAACAGGUGUAUAUAUACUGAGAUCAUGUGACAGAUCAUGUGACACUUAGAUUGCACACAGUUGGACUUUAUUUAACUAAUUAUGUGACUUCUGAAGGUAAUUGGUUGCACCAGAUCUUAUGUAGGGGCUUUAUAGCAAAGGGUGUGAAUACAUAUGCACCUUUCUGUUAUUUAUUUUUUAUAAUUUUUUGAAACAAGUAAUUUUUUUCAUUUCACUUCACCAAUUUCGACUAUUAUGUGUAUGUCCAUUACAUGAAAUAAAAAUCAAAAUCCAUUUAAAUGCCAGGUUGUAAUGCAACAAAAUAGGAAAAACGCCAAGGGGGAUGAAUACUUUUGCAAGGCACUGUACGACAAUCUCGAUCUGUACAGAUGUAUGAUCUUAAUUUGAGCCAAUUUGCUACAGCAGGAUAAUAAUUCUGCAGCAACAGGAAAUGUGAAUUAUUAUGUAGAUUAUAAUUAAUGGACAUUUUUUAUAGGGGUUGAUAAAUUUUUCGUAAGGGAAAAUCAAGUCUGAAAUUUCAAAGUGGAAAUUACAAACUUCAGAUGCCUUUUUAAACCUCAAAUACAGUACCAGUUUAAAAUGUCCUGCAUUGCAGGAAAGUUCUCCUGUAACAGGGUGAUCAAAUUAAGAUCUUACAUCUGUACACGUAACUCAAACUUUCACAUAAAUCUCAAAUUGACAUCAACACAUAUUUUUAUGGAAAAGUUCACAUUCACUCACACAGUUUGUCAAACCGAAAAUGUCAAUACAAUGAUCAAUAUGUGACCUCACGUCUGCAUCACUUCCUUGAAUAUGACAUCACGUCCUUGAAUAUGACAUCAUUUCCUUGAAUAUGACAUCACUUCCUUGCUUGCAGCUUGCCAGGAGAAGAGAGGUGAAGGGAGGAGAAGGUUCCACAGCAUCACCUAGCCUGGAGAGCAGCCGGAGUCUCAUUCUACUGUGGGCCAAGGAGCUCGAGCAGGUAACACGGUGAACAGGCUAACAAAACACAAUAGAAGCAGUAGCAUACAGUGUGAGAGAGAAGGGAGAUAUAAAAAAAAGAGACAGGAAAACAGAGAGAAGGAGAAGUUUAAGUGAUGUCAUGGUAUUAUUGUCUCCUAAAACAAUGGAGUCACUUCCAUAGGACAAUAUUUAUAUAACGACACAGGGCGAGACCCAGAUGCAGACACAGGUGGCAAGAGGCAGGUCGAGGACAGGCAGAAGUUCAUUAACCAGGUCAGAGUCCGAAAGGUACAGGGCGGCAAGCAGGCUGGAGGUCAGGGCAGGCUGAAUGAUCAGGCAGGCUGGAGGUCAGGGCAGGCUGAAUGAUCAGGCAGGCUGGAGGUCAGGGCAGGCAGAAAAGGUCGAAACCGGCUAGAAAAACAGAGACUAGGGAAUACUGCAGCAAGACGAACUGGCAAAAAACAAACAGAAAACACUGGUAUAAAUACACAGGGAAUAAUGGGAACAAAUGGGAAUAAAUGGGGGGGUGGAGACAAGCACAAGACAGGUGAAACAGAUCAGGGUGUGACAAUUUAUAUACAUACAGUGCAUUCGGAAAGUAUUCAGCCUUUUUUUUUUAAAGUAUUAUUUCCUUUUCGUUACAGCCUUAUUGUAAAAUUUAUUAAAUUAUUUAUUUUUUCUCAUCAAUCUAGACACUAUAACCCAUAAAUAUGCUAUUUCUGUAUUUUUUUUCAAUUGUAAUUUGCAAAAAUCUCUAAAAACCUGUUUUUGCUUUGUCAUUAUGGGGUAUUAUGUGUAGAUUGAUGAGGGAAAAAAAACAAUUUAAUUAAUUUUAGAAUAAGGCUGUAAAAGUAAAGGGAUCUGAAUACUUUCCGAAUACACUAUGUCACGCCCUGACUCAGGGGACUCGUAUAUGUUGAGUCAGGGUGUGUAUGUUCCUUGUUGUGUUUAUCCAUGUUGUACAUUCUAGUAUGUGUAGAUCUAUGUUGGCCGGUGUGGUUCCCAAUCAGAGGCAGCUGUCGCUCGUUGUCUCUGAUUGGGGACCAUACUUAGGCAGCAAUUUGGCACUAGUUAGUUGUGGGAUCUUGUUCCGUGUUAAAGUAUGUUGUGUUGUGCUGCCUUGGACUUCACGUAUCGUUUGUUUAUUGUUUUGUCGUUGUGUUUAUUCGUUAAUAAACAUGUAUGCAUAUCACGCUGCGCCUUGAUCCGUCCCGUCUAUAAACGAACGUGACAGAAGAUCCCACCAAACGAGGACCAAGCAGCGUGCCCAGGAAGAGCGAAUAGCCAUGUCACAGGUGGGUAAAUUGUGGUCAUGGGAAGAGAUAUUCGCGGGGAAAGGGCCAUGGGCGAAGGUAAAUGCCCAGGCAGGAGAGGAACGACGGCAACACGGAAGCCGGCCGAGGAGGAGGCCCGAGAAGCAGCCCCAAUAAAAACAAUUUGGGGGGGCUAAAGGGGUGGUCGGGGAGCGAUAGAGAAGAGCGCCGACCACUGCACCCGGUUGGGUUUCAGAUUGGGUCCCUACGACCUUGGGAAGAGGACUGGGAACAGUAUUACACUGAGUCGGAGGAUGACGAUGACGACGAGUGUCUGUUCCCUAACUCGUGGGGGCUCCCGGAGGAGUCCUCACAGGAAGAGGAGUGCCGACGACGGAGACCCGAGAGGCAACCCCAAGGACAUUUUUUGGGGGGGCACACGGUGUGGACGACGAGGCAGCAGGAGGCAGCGACAGGGCGGAUCUGCAGGUUAGGAGAGGAGGCCACCAUGUUACGGGGGCUAUUGGUUCAGAGGGAGCAGGAGUUAUUCGGUCAGAGGGAGGAGCUACAGGAGGCUAAAAGGGAGAAGGAAGGUUUAGAGGCACGGCGAGAGGAGCUGGUUAGGCAGCAAAAGGAGCAGGGGUUAAUAAAGGAACCCAGUCCCACUCCUCGCACCAAGCAAAUGGUGCGUGUCGCCAGUCCGGUCCGGCCCGUUCCUGCUCCCCGCACUAAGCCAGUGGUGCGUGUUCCCAGUACGGCCCGAACAGUUCCUGCUCCCCGCACUAAGCCAGUGGUGUGUGUUCCCAGUACGGUCCGGCCCGUUCCUGCUCCUCGCAUCAAGCCAGUGGUGCACGUCGCCAGCCCGGUCCGGCCUGUUCCUGUCCCUCGCACCAAGCCAGUGGUGCGCGUCGCCAGCCCGGUCCGGCCUGUUCCUGCUCCUCGCACCAAGCCAGUGGUGUGUGUCGCCAGCCCGGUCCGGCCUGUUCCUGUCCAUCGCACCAAGCCAGUGGUGCGUGUGUCCAGUCCGGCACAGCCCGUGCCUGUUCCACCGGUGCCUGGUCCGGCACCGGUCAGCUGCUCCACUCCGGAGCCAGAGCAGUCCGCUCCACCGGUGCCUGAUCCAGCUCCGGUUAGCUGCUCCACUCCGGAGCCAGAGCAAUCCGCUCCACCGGGGUCCAGUCCAGCUCCAGUCAGCGGAUCCACUCCGGAGCCAGUGCAGUCCGCUCCACCGGUGCCCAGUUCAGCUCCGGUCAGCUGCUCCACUCCAGAGCCAGAGCAAUCCGCUCCACCGGGGUCCAGUCCAGUUCCGGUCAGCGGCUCCACUCUGGAGCCAGAGCAGUCCGCUCCACCGGUGCCUGAUCCAGCUCCAGUCAGCGGCUCCACUCCGGAGCCAGAGCAGUUCGAUCCACCGUCGUCGGGUCCAGCUCCAGUCAGCGGUUCCAGUCCAGACCCAGACGUCAGCCCCUCUCCAGGUUCGGCGUCUCCCACACCAGGGUCCAGACAGGGCUUGGUACUUCGUGGGAGGAAGGAGAGGGGAAGCAGCGCGCUGAGGUCCAGACCAGACCAGGGGCGAAACAGGGAGGCGGAGAGUAAGUGGUGGUCACGCCCGGAGCCGGAUCCGCCUCCGAGGCGGAAUGCCCACCCGGCCCCUACCCUGUUAUGUUUAUGUGGCGCGGUCGGAGUCCGCACCUUUGGGGGGGGGGGGUACUGUCACGCCCUGACUCAGGGAACUCGUAUAUGUUGAGUCAGGGUGUGAAUGUUCUAUGUUGUAUCUAGUAUGUGUAUUUCUAUGUUGGCCGGUGUGGUUCCCAAUCAGAGGCAGCUGUCGCUCGUUGUCUCUGAUUGGGGAUCAUACUUAGGCAGCAAAUUGGCACUAAUUAGUUGUGGGAUCUUGUUCCGUGUUAAGGUAUGUUGUGUUGUGCUGCCUUGGACUUCACGUAUCGUUUGUUUAUUGUUUUGUCGUUGUGUUUAUUCGUUAAUAAACAUGUAUGCAUAUCACGCUGCGCCUUGAUCCGUCCCGUCUAUAAACGAACGUGACACACUAUGUAUUUUCUGUGAUCAAUUUCUGUGAUAGAUUUGGUUUGUUUGGUUGUCAUUACAUUAAAUUACAUUUCCUGACCUCACAGAUGAUCAGUAGUUUUGGCUGCAUUCUCAGGGUCAUUUACUAUAAAAUCACAUUAUUAUAUAAGUGAUACAACUGUUGCUUUGUUCUCUCAGCUCCAGAAGACAUCCACACCAACAACAGAGGUACAGAUGAUGAGAGGAAAGAGGGAUCCAGGCGGAGGAGGGAAAGACGGAGGGUGGAAAGACAGAAGUUUGGAGAAAGAGAAUCAGAGAAUAUUGGAAUGGGCAACAGAACUGAAGAAUGUCUCAGAGGUGUGUGUGUGUGUGUGUGUGUGUGAGAGAGAGCGAAAUGUGCUACUGUUUAUAAAGUGUGUCCACUGUAUGUGAGAGUGCGAACCAAAUGUGUUCCCAGGUGUGUGGGCUGUCAGAUGAGGACCUGAAGCGUCUGUUGUGUCCGCGUGGGGUCAAGGAGUCUAGGCUAGCUGGCAUUCUGCCAUUGCUGGAGUUCGUAGCAUGGUCUCUACUGUCAAAUGACACUGAGGUGAGAGAAAUGUAUUGAAUUGUGUCCGUGAGAGUGUGCACGCGUGUGUGUGUGUAUGUGUGUUUGUGUGUGUGUGUGAAAUACAUGUUUUGACUAAUUCUACCCUAGUAGAUUUUCUAGGCUGCUGUAGCGAUGCUGCCAUAUGAAUAUAAACACUCUGGCAAUGAAUCUCCCUGUCUCUCAUGUCAGGAGGACGUAUCAAAGCUGUGGUUGUCAACAAAACAGAGAGCAUGAAGAACUGGUGAGAGCUCAAUGUUGUAUUCCCCAUCCUGUAUUCUCUCUUUCUCUUUCUCUUUCUCUUUCUCUUUCUCUUUCUCUUUCUCUUUCUCUCUCUCUCUCUCUCUUUCUCGCUCUCACGCUCUCUCUCUCUCUCUCCCCCCUCUCUCUCUCUCUCUCUCUCUCUCUCUCUCUCUGUCUCUUCCCCUCUCUCAUUCGCUCUCUCUCUCACCCUCCCCCUCAAUUCAAUUCAAGGUGCUUUAUUGGCAUGGGAAACAAAUAAAUAAUAAAAAGUGAACAGUAAAUAUUACACUCACACAAGUUCCAAAAGAAUAAAGACAUUACUAAUGUAAUAUUAUAUCUAUAUACAGCGUUGUAACGAUGUGCAAAUAGUUUAAGUAAAAAAGGGAACAUAAAUAAACAUAAAUAUAGGUUGUAUUUACAAUGGUGUUUGUUUUUCACUGGUUGCCCUUUUCUUGUGGCAACAGGUCACAAAUCGUGCUGCUGUGAUUACACACUGUGGUAUUUCACCCAAUAGAUAUGGGAGUUUAUCAAAAAUGGAUUUGUUUUCGAAUUCUUUGUGGGUCUGUGUUAUCUGAGGGAAAUAUGUGUCUCUAAUAUGGUCAUACAUUUGGCAGGAGGUUAGGAAGUGCAACUCAGUUUCCACCUCAUUUUGUGGGCAGUGUGCACAUAGCCUGUCUUCUCUUGAGAGCCAGGUCUGCCUACGGCGACCUUUCUCAAUAGCAAGGCUAUGCUCGCUGAGUCUGUGCAUAGUCAAAGCUUUCCUUAAUUUUGGGUCAGUCACAGUGGUCAGGUAUUCUGCCAAUGUGUACUCUCUGUUUAGGACCAAAUAGAAUUCUAGUUUGCUCUGUUUUUUUGUAAAUUCUUUCCAAUGUGUCAAGUAAUUAUCUUUUUGUUUUCUUAUGAUUUGGUUGGGUCUAAUUGUGUUGCUGUCUUGGGGCUCUGUGGGGUCUGUUUGUGUUUGUGAACAGAGCCCCAGGACCAUCUUACUUAGGGGAGUCUUCUCCAAGUUAAUCUCUUUGUAGGUGAUGUCUUUCUUAUGGAAGGUUUGGGAAUCACUUCCUUUUAGGUGGUUGUAGAAUUUAAUGGCUCUUUUCUGGAUUUUGAUAAUUAGCAGGUAUUGGCCUAAUUAAGCUCUGCAUGCAUUAUUUGGUGUUUUACGUUGUACACAGAGGAUAUUGUUGUUUGACCCAUUUUGUGAAUUCUUGGUUGGUGAGCGGACACCAGACCUCAUAACCAUAAAGGGCAAUGUGUUCUAUAACUGAUUCAAGUAUGUUUAGCCAGAUCCUAAUUGGUAUGUCAAAUGUUUUGUUCCUUUUGACGGCAUAGAAGGCCCUUCUUGCCUUGUCUCUAAGAUCGUUCACAGCUUUGUGGAAGUUACCUGUGGCGCUGAUGUUUAGGCCGAGGUAUGUAUCGUUUUUUUGUGUGCUCUAGGGCAACAGUGUCUAGAUGGAAUUUGUAUUUGUGGUCCUGGCAACUGGACCUUUUUUGGAAAACCAUUAUAUUUGUCUUACUGAAAUUUACUGUCAGGUUCCAGGUCUGACAGAAUCUGUGCAGAAGAUCUAUGUGCUGUUGUAGGCCCUUCUCUCUCUCUCUCUCUCUCCCUCCCUCUCCCCCUCUCUCUCUCCCCCUCUCUCUCUCUCGCUCUCUCUCUCUCGCUCUCUCUUUCUCUUUCCCUCACCCAGUUAUUAUUGCACUAAUCUGUUCUUCUCAUUGCAAAUAGGAAGCCAAAAGUACAUCCCUAAUUCUGUAUGGCAAUGGAUUCACAGCGCUUCAGGUAGGAAGAAAGAAGAAUGAACAUUUAUCACAAUAACACAUUACAUUACAUUGAAAUCAUGCUGACACAUAGUGCAUGCAAGUGCAGCUACUGUUGAUUUUCAUUGUUCAAUCAAUUAAGAAUCACUUAAUUAAUUAAACAUUGAGUAAUGAUUUUGAGAAGAAAAAAACCUCUCAUGCCUCACUCUCUCCACCUCUCUCCAUCCCUCUCUCCAACCCUUUCUCCACCUCUCUCUCCACCUCUCUCUCCACCUCUCUCUCCAUCCCUCUCUCCACCUCUCUCCAUCCCUCUCUCCACCUCUCUCUCCAUCCCUCUCCACCUCUCUCCAUCCCUCUCUCCAUCCCUCUCUCCAUCCCUCCCUCCACCUCUCCCUCCACCUCUCUCCAUCCCUCUCUCCACCUCUCUCCAUCUCUCUCCACCCUCCACUUCUCUCUCCCUCUACCUCCACCUUUCUCCACCUCCGCAGCCCAAGUGCGUCUGGAACCCCUCACCAGCCACCCCUGGCUGGCCUUCUCAGAUGACAACCUUGAGGUGUGGGAGGGCCCCCAGAGGGGCGACACCAGAAACUAUCCCCUCCGCUUUGACAUCUGGUCCUGCGUUCUGGGAUGCCAGGUAGGGGGAUGAGUUUGAUUAAUCAAUUGAAUUAGGAAAUUAGAAAUUGAAAAGAACAAAGUUAAGUGAUAUUUUCCAUUGCUGGACAGAGAUAUGAGUUUAAGUAAAGAAGAUUCUGUUUUGAUUGCAUAUACACUACCGUUCAAAGUUUGGGGUCACUUAGAAAUGUCCUUGUUUUUGAAAGAAAAGCAAUGUUUUUCUCCAUUAAAAUAACAUCAAAUUGAUCAGAAAUACAGUGUAGACAUUGUUAAUGUUGUAAAUGGCUAUUGUAGCUGGAAACGGCUGAUUUUUUAUGGAAUAUCUACAUAGGCGUAUGGAGGCCAAUUAUCAGCAACCAUCAGUCCUGUGUUCCACUGGCACGUUGUGUUUGCUAAUCUAAGUUUAUAAUUUUAAAAGGCUAAUUGAUCAUUAGAAAACCCUUUUGCAAUUAUGUUAGCACAGCUGAAAACUUUUGUGCUGAUUAAAGAAGCAAUAAAACUGGCCUUCUUAAAGACUAGUUGAGUAUCUGGAGAAUCAGCAAUUGUGGGUUCAAUUACAGAAUCAAAAUGGCCAGAAACAAAUAACUUUCUUCUGAAACUCGCCAGUCUAUUCUUGUUCUGAGAAAUGAAGGCUAUUCCAUGUGAGAAAAUUGCCAAGAAACUGAAGAUCUCGUACAACGCUGUGUACUACUCUACUCCCCUUCACAGAACAGCGCAAACUGGGCUAUAACCAGAAUAGAAAGAGGAGUGGGAGGCCCCGGUGCACAACUGAGCAAGAGGACAAAUACAUUAGAGUGUUUAGUUUGAGAAACAGACACCUCACAGGUCCUCAACUGGCAGCUUCAUUAAAUAGUAACCGCAAAACACCAGUCUCAAUGUCAACAGUGAAGAGGCGACUCCGGGAUGCUGACCUUCUAGGCAGAGUUGCAAAGAAAAAGCCCCCCGAGAAAAGAUUGAGCUUGGAUAGGCAGAGAAGAAAAAAGCCAUUCUCAGACUGGACAAUAAAAAUAAAAGACUAAGAUGGGGCAAAAGAACACAGACACUGGACAGAGGAAGAUUGAAAAAAAGUGUUAUGGUCAGACAAAUCGAAGUUUGAGGUGUUCGGAUCACAAAGAAGAACAUUUGUGAGAUGCAGACCAAAUGAAAAGAUGCUGGAGGAGUGCUUGAUGCCAUCUGUCAAGCAUGGUGGAGGCAAUGUGGUGGUCUGGGGGUGCUUUGGUAGUUGUAAAGUGGGAGAUUUGUACAGGAUAAAAGUGAUCUUGAAGAAGGAAGGCUAUCACUCCAUUUUGCAACGCCAUGCCAUACCCUGUGGACAGCGCUUGAUUGGAGCCAAUUUCCUCCUACAACAGGACAAUGACCCAAAUUACAGCUCCAAACUAUACAAAAACUAUUUAAGGAAGAAGCAGUCAGCUGGUAUUCUGUCUAUAAUGGAGUGGCCAGCACAGUCACCGGAUCUCAACCCUAUUGAGCUGUUGUGGGAGCAGCUUGACCGUAUGCUACGUAAGAAGUUCCCAUCAAGCCAAUCCAACUUGUGGGAGGUGCUUCAGGAAGCAUGGGGUGAAAUCUCUUCAGAUGACCUCAACAAAUUGACAACUGGAAUGCCAAAUGUCUGCAAGGCUGUAAUUGCUGCAAAUUGAGGAUUCUUUGACGAAAGCAAAGUUUGAAGGACACAAUUAAUAUUUAUAUUAAAAAUCAUUAUUUCUAACCUUGUCAAUAACUACAUUUCCUAUGCAUUUUGCUAUAUUUCCUAUUCAAACUCAUUUCACGUAUGUUUUCAUGUAAAACAAGGACAUUUCUAAGUGACCCCAAACUUUCGAACGGUAGUGUAUGUGUGGUUUUUCUCAUGUAGUAUUCACACGUACAUCAUACAUUAUUUUGUAGAGAAAACUCUGAUUUAUUCGUAAUAUUUUUUGGGUUGAUAAAUAAUUUGAUCGGCCCUAGCAACCAUCAACUAAUCGAUUGUGAAAAACUUGUGUUGAAUGACUCUCCUCUACUACAAGGCCAUCAACACAGGAAGGCACUACUGGGAAGUAGAGUUAUCCAGCACAGGCAGCUGGAGACUGGGGGUGACAUCUGUAACUGCACCCCGUAAAGGUCGGUUCCCCAUGACCCCAGCGACGGGCUACUGGACCCUGUGGAGGAGCGCCCAGAACACCCUGUGGGCCUGUUGUGAUGACUCCUCGACCAAGCUACCUGUCUCAGCCCUGCCACGCCUAGUAGGUGUCUACCUGGACUUCGAGGAGGGCCAGGUUUCCUUCUAUGAUGUAGAGAAUAGGUAUCAUAUCUAUACGUUCACUGAUACGUUUAAGGAGAGGGUGGUUCCUGUGUUCGGCUGUCUGGAUGGGGAUACGAAGAUCAGGAUUGUGCCACGGAUGUCUGGUGUUAGAUAAAGCUGCAAUGUGAUCUAGAUGGAUUUGUUACGCAAUGUUUUUUGUAACUCAUUUUACAUCACCUGCCAGAAUAUGUCAGAAAAAUGGAAAAUCACUGUUUGUCUCUUGAGACAGAUUCUCUUGAAUUACAACAAACAUUUUUCCUGUUUCACUGCACCUUUUCUAAUGAUAUUACAAUUUGAACACAAUAAACAGAAAACUAUGACAAACUGUUUAUUUGUUAAUUUGAGAUACCAUCAUGAUAAAGGGGUCAAUUAUUUAAACAUCAGCGGCAGCAAGCCAAAACUGUGCUACAGCAAGAUCCGGAACGGUAGUCUCUGUUAAUGUUUCCGUCUAGCGUGGGGGGAACAGUUAUUAUGCGCACACUGCUAUGGCACGUCAUAUUUCCAUAAUGGCUACCCCUAUGAUGGAAGAACUUCCCAAGACCUCUGUGUUGGACCCACUGAAGGGUCUCCUGCUGACCUAUUUCAUGCCAGAAUCAUGUUACGACGAGUUUUUCCUCAAUUUUAACUUUCUGGAUGGUAAGUAAAGUUUUUGCGCAGUUUGGUGACGUUUAAUUUCAAGAGCUAACUUAGCUAGCCAGGUCUUCAAUGGAUGAGCUAAUGCUAGCUACCUAACUUGCAAAGACAUUCGUUUUUGCUCGAUAUUUCACAAUGUGUAACUUGUAUCUUAUCUUUUGCGAUGAGAGGUACUGAAUAUAAAGAAAGAUAUUGGACGGAAUGUACGUAGGGAGCUAUCUAACCCGCUAAAAGAGUUAAAAAUACAGAACAGGGACUAUAGGGUAGUUUUGUUGUGACAGCGUUCAGAGGUGGGGCGAUCCACAGGGCAUCACAUGAUUGGUUGUAUGAAGUUCCUCAUUGGUUAGCGCCACUGUCCCAAUCCAUCUCAGUUCCUCAAUAACGAUAGAUCGGAGAGUGUCAUAUCUCUCUGUUCUCUCUGUUAAUACCCGUUUAAUGAUUGUUUGUUUCUGUCUGUAGUACCAUGUCUGAAGAUUGUGCUGAGCAAAGGUCUGGGCAUUGGAAUCAUCUUGGGGUCUAUGAUGGGUAAGACUAAGAUUAUCUCUCUCUGUGUCCUUUUCUCUCUCUCAAUCCCUCUCGUUCUCUCUUUGUCUCUCUCUUUCUCUUCCUAUCUUUGCCUGUCCAAAGCAUAACACCCUCUGCCUUUCUCUCAUACAGAUGGAGAGAUAUUCACAAUAGUCAUUAAGGACAAAUUUAGAUAAUAAAUUUACAUUUACAUUUACAUUUUAGUCAUUUAGCAGACGCUCUUAACCAGAGCGACUUACAGGAGCAAUUAGGGUUAAGUGCCUUGCUCAAGGGCACAUUAACGUCAUUUAGCAGACGCUCUUAGCCAGAGCGACUCACAAAUUGGUGCGUUCACCCUAUAGCCAGUGGGAUAACCACUUUAAAAUUUUGGGGGGGGGGGGGGGGGGGGGUUAGAAGGAAUACUUUAUCCUAUCCCAGGUAUUCCUUAAAGAGGUGGGGUUUCAAAUGUCUCCGGAAGGUGGUGAGUGACUCCGCUGUCCUGGCGUCGUGAGGGAGCUUGUUCCACCAUUGGGGUGCCAGAGCAGCGAACAGUUUUGACUGGGAUAAAUGUAACCCAUAUCUCCCUCCUCCCCCCUCCCCCUCCCUCCCUCUCUCUCUCUCUCUCUCUCUCUUUCUCCUUCUCUCCCCCCCUCCUACAGUGAAGCUGCCCCAGAUCCUGAAGCUGAUGGGGGCUAAGAGUGCCGAGGGUCUGAGCUUCAAUUCUGUCCUGCUGGAGCUGCUGGCUAUCACAGGAACCAUGAGCUAUAGCAUCGCUAACAGCUUCCCCUUCAGGUACUGUGGUAGAGUUGUACAGACAGACAGACAGAGACAGAGACAUGGACAUAGACAUGCACAGACAGACAGACAUAUGCACAGAUGGACAGGCAGAGAGACACACACCAGUUAACAUAUUUGGUGUUUUCUCCUUCAGUGCCUGGGGUGAGGCCCUGUUCCUCAUGUUACAGACUGUAGCCAUCGGGUUCCUCAUCAUGCACUAUGGCGGCAACACAGUCAAAGGUAAGACACACACCUACCCGACGUGAGGACUGACGCUCACUAGUAACACUGCCUCUUGAGAUUUACAAUGUAGAAUGUGACGUUAGCAUAAGACUUGCUGCCAUCAUAAUCAGUGGUUGUUGUUGUCCUCCCCCCCUAGGUGUCCUGUUUCUGGGGGUGUAUUUUGGCCUGGUGGCUCUGCUGCUCUCCCCCUUCACCCCCAUGUCUGUGGUCAUGGCCAUGCAGGCCUCCAACAUGCCAGCUAUCAUCAUCGGCAGGGUACGUGGAGCGUUCACUAAGCAAUAGGGCCUGAGGAGGUGUCGUGUAUUAGGUUUUAUUAAAUAUUUAACAUCAUUGGCGUGUUAUAACAUAACAACAUUGUUAUAACACUGUUCGAGGACCACAUUGGAUAAUACGUGUAUUUAACAUUUUCAUGUGUUCUCCUCUGGGAUUCCAGCCUGGGUACCAGUCUGUUUAGCUAACAGUCCUCUAGCCUGGGUACCAGUCUGUUUAGCUAACAGUCCUCUAGCCUGGGUACCAGUCUGUUUAGCUAACAGUCCUCUAGCCUGGGUACCAGUCUGUUUAGCUAACAGUCCUCUAGCCUGGGUACCAGUCUGUUUAGCUAACAGUCCUCUAGCCUGGGGUACCAGUCUGUUUAGCUAACAGUCCUCUAGCCUGGGUACCAGUCUGUUUAGCUAACAGUCCUCUAGCCUGGGUACCAGUCUGUUUAGCUAACAGUCCUCUAGCCUGGGUACCAGUCUGUUUAGCUAACAUUCCUCUAUCCUGGUUACCAGUCUGUUUAGCUAACAGUCCUCUAGCCUGGGUACUAGUCUGUUUAGCUAACAUCCCUCUAGCCUGGGUACCAGUCUGUUUAGCUAACAGUCCUCUAGCCUGGGUACCAGUCUGUUUAGCUAACAUUCCUCUAGCCUGGGUACCAGUCUGUUUAGCUAACAUUCCUCUAGCCUGGGUGCCAGUCGUUUGCUCUCUGGCACAUGACACAGAGUACAAGGAGUGUAAUAUUAGCUAAACAGACUGGUACCCAGGCUACUAGGGUUUCUUUGCACUUUUAAAUUGUUGAAACUGUAAAAAUUACCCCAAAAUAAAUCAAUAAAAUAUAAUAUUGUAUUAUAAGUUAUCAUCAUUUAUACAGCGGGUGGGUCUAAUCCUGAAUGCUGAUUGGUUAAAACUGUUGGUAACCCGUUGUAUAAAAGUGAUAAUGCCCUCGAAGUCGGUGUUUGGAGGAUGUAUUGGACAUUGUCUCGGGCCUAACAACACCUGUGCCAAUAUAUCCUCCCAACACCGGCUUCUCUGGUAUUAUCACCAUUUAACACAAUGUGAUAAUGUGUGUUUCUCCCUGUCAUUACAGCUGAUACAGGUAGUGACUAACUAUGGGAACGGACACACAGGUCAGCUGUCUGCCAUCACUGUGUUGAUGCUGUUCGCAGGCUCCCUGGCUCGCAUAUUCACCUCAAUACAGGUAUGUGUGAAUGUACAUUUUACGUUACAUUUACAUUUGAGCCAUUUAGCAGAUGCUCUUAUCCAGAGCGGCUUACAGUGUUUGUGUGUGUGUGUGUGUGUGUGUGUGUGUGUGUGUGUGUGUGUGUGUGUGUGUGAGUGUGAGAGAGAAAUAUGUUUACUGUGUAUAAAGUGUGUCCACUGUAUGUGAGAGUGUAUAUGUGUCCCAAAUGGAACCCAAUUCUCUAUAGUGCACUACAUUUGACCACAGCCCCUAUUGUGCCUGGUCAAAAGGAGUGUAGUCUAAAGGGAAAAGUAAUCUUCUUUACACUCAGCUCAAGGUUUAGGUCAGGGUCAAAGAAGACACCAAGGUUUCUGGCCGUAGGCUUUACAUUGGUGGUGAAAUUACCAAAGUUCUUUCCAAUCUGGGUUCUAUCAAGGUGAGGGGCCAAGUAAACCAACCUCUUUAAAAUGUGUCCACUGUAUGUCAGAGUGUGUAUAUGCAUCCCAAAUAUGUAUAUGGACCCUGGUCAAAAGGAGUGCACUCUAAAGGGAAAAGGGUGCCAUUUGGGACACAGUCUGUGUGUGAUCCUGUCCUAAUCCAACAUAAACUCUACUUCCUGGUUUCUCUCUGUAAACAGGAAACAGGUGACUCCUUGAUGGCCCUGACCUAUGUCAUAUCCUCUUCCUGUAACGGCCUCAUCGCUGCCCAGCUCCUGUACUACUGGAACAGCAGCCCGGCGCUGAAGAAGAAGACGGAGUAGACACACAGACUGGUGGACAUGAAGACAGUCUGAAAUGGGAACCUCGUUUUCAAGCAGUGUACUAUAUAGAGAAUAGGAUGCCAUUCAAGAUGCUGACAGUGACAGAGAGAUUAUAUAGACAAUGUGUAUGGAUCUAAAAUGGCACCCUAUACCUAUGUAGUUCACUACUUUUGACAGGACUAUUGGCUCUGGUCAAAAGUAACACCCUAUUCCCUAUAUAGUGCACUACUUUUGACCAGAACCCUACUAGUGCACUAUAUGGGGUGUUAU